This is a messenger RNA of Bactrocera dorsalis (oriental fruit fly), 3192 nucleotides long. RefSeq lists its product as uncharacterized. The coding region runs from base 1389 to 2882 and encodes 497 amino acids. The transcript has 2 exons. The record is from RefSeq and is a predicted model, not a curated record. NCBI's taxonomy places the organism in Eukaryota, Metazoa, Arthropoda, Insecta, Diptera, Tephritidae.
ACGGCGCGGAAAUGUUUUAAAAUUAAAAAUUGCCUUCGUAUAGGAAAAAACAAGUUUUAUGUAUUCAAGUAUCAAUUUUUCUUUUAGUGUAUUUAUUAAAUGAAUAUGUAUGCUUUAAUAUGUCUCAACUAGCACGAUAUAAAGAAUAAUUUUAAUAAUAUUUUGUUCUUUUUUCGAGUGAAAAAACGGUAAAUAAUAUUUUUUUUAUCGCACCAUCGUCGUAACUGUCGAUUGCUUUAUUUUUGCAACAUGAACCAGCAAUAUUUGCAAAAAUAAAAAACGAACGACUGCAGACUUUGGUAACGGUAUUUUUGGACAGCGAAAUAAAGCAGUAAAUGGACUGUGGACCAGCAAUAUUUGCAAAAAUAAAAAACGAACGACUGCAGACUUUGUUAACGGUAUUUUUGGGCAGCGAAAUAAAACAGUAAAUGGACUGUGUUCUUUUUUCAAUAAUUGUCACUCUCGUUUGUUUGGCAUUUGAAAUGAGAUGUGUUAAUUUGUGUUAAUUUGUGCGAAAUUGUGAUUAUUUAAUAAAAAAAAGAAAUGAGUGAAUUACCAGCAACUGCGAGUACAUUACAUAUACAAACACGACAACGUUCUAAACAAGUUGUGAAUAUUGAACUAAUUGGAAGAAUAUCUCAUCAGAUAACAGGUGCUAAACUACCAUCGAACAAACAAGUACUGCAAUUACUAUUUUAUAACAUUAGAUUUGUGUAUCGGCAAUUGAGAGAAAGUUAACAAUAAAUGCUGUAUUAAAAUUUGGCAACAAGCUCGAAUUCCGACAAAAGAUGUAGCUAGGUGUGUCGAUAAAUUAGAAUCUCUGUACAAAUUAUGGCAGAAGAUUCAAAAACCCGUACCAAAUAAGAGAUCUGAUGCUCAGAAAAAAUUGUUGAAGACUUUUCUGCAGAAUUGGAUAAUUUGUUUGACAUUGCUCAUAGAGAUGCCUUACAAAACAUGCGUAUUAGCGAAGACAAGGAAUUUUUGAUUCUACAAAGGCAAAAAGGUCGCCCUGGUAGCAUGGCUGGUGCUGACAUGGUAUUGUAUCGGCGACAAAACAGAGCAGAUCACCGCAUUGAGAAAGAAAUGUCUAGAAAAAGGAAACAUCAACAAAUGUCGGAAGUGAAUCGUAAGUUUAUCAAAUGAAAUUAAUUUUAUUUAUAGUGGUAAUGGUCAAUUUUAAAAUGAUAUUGUGUAGUCGAACUCAACGACGAUUUUGGUAUGGACUAUGAAGAAGAUAUUGGUGACAGUGAGCCUGAAGUAGCGGAAACCAAUGUGAAAAAAAUACAGAACAAACUGCUUCAACUUGUAUUAACAGGGGAAGAAAACAUUUUAUCACACCGCGAUUGCUUUCAGCACUUGAUAGCGCCAAAGUAAGCGAUGGAAAGGCGAUGCACAUUCUGAUGGCGACUGCAGAAGCAUUGGGCCAUUGCACUAGCGACUUGGUAGUCAAUCGUUCUACUCUCCAUAGACUGAGGGAAGAGCAUCGCAGAAAAGAAACACAGAGGAUUCAAGAGAGUUUUAUUGACAAACUAAGUGAUACACAAGCAAUGGUCGUCCACUGGGAUGGUAAAGUAUUGCCAGAUCUAAUUGAAAAAAUAAAAGUUGAGCUAAUUGCAGUGCUUGUUAGUUAUAAUGACGAAUCCAAAUUUCUAGGCGCUCUAAAACUUAUAUCUGCCACUGGUGAAAAUAUAGCUACAGCCGUUUUUGAUACACUUAGUAAAUGGAAUAUUUUAGAUCGCGUAGAAGGCAUGUCUUUUGACACCACGUCCACUAAUACUGGUCCAAUGAAUGGAGCAUGCGCUCAAUUGCAACGCAUGUUAGGAAGAAAUUUGUUGACGUUACCAUGCCGUCACCAUAUUCUAGAAAUAUACUUACGUAGUGUAUUCGACCUGCAUUUCAAAGUGACUCAAGCACCAGAAGUCUCAAUUUUCGAGAGAUUUGCCAAAGCCUGGCCAAAUAUUGACACUUCAUCAUUUAAGAGUGGGCUCGACUGUGAAGAUAUAAAAUCUCAUAUAAGUGAUGGCAUCUGCAAUGACAUCAAACAAUUUUGUCAUUCACAAUUACAAAAAACUUUUGUUCGUGCUGACUACGAAUUUUUACGUCUAGUACUUACAUUUCUUGGUGACAAAGGUGGUAAAUUUAAAACACCCGGAGUUACAAGUCAUGCACGUUGGAUAACAAAGGGAAUAUAUUCCUUGAAAAUAUUUCUUUUUCGUGAUCAAUUUCACUUGAAUAAAGCUGAAUUAAAAGGCUUAAGUCAGAUUUGCGUUUUUUUAGUGCGUUUAUAUAUAAAAGCUUGGUACAAAUGCUCUAAUGCAAUUACCUCUCCCCUGCAUGAUUUAAACUUUGUAAAAGAAUGUAUUAAUUAUGAAAAAGUGUACCCAAGUAUUUCUUCGGAAUUGCUGAGAAAAAUGCAACAACACAUGUGGUAUUUGUCAGAGGAAAACGUCGCAAUGGCUUUCUUUGAUUUCAAUGUUUCUGUAGAUGUUAAGAAAAAAAUGGUAAAAAAUUUAAAAUCAGAAGAGCCAACUAUUAAACUACAAAACAAUCGCAAAAUAAAAAAAUUAAGUGACUUAGGCAAUUCGGAUUUAAGCGGAUUUGUAUCCAAGAGAACUUUAACAUUUUUUAUGAUGUACAAGUUGUCAACCAACUUUUUGUAUUUGGAUCCAGAGUCUUGGGAAACAAACGAGGAAUUCCAAAAUGGUCGCACAAUAUGCCACAAAUUGCUUGUUACUAAUGAUACAGCGGAAAGAGGUUUAAAAUUUAUAAAGGAUUUCAAUACUUUUCUUACAAAUAAAGAAGAAGAAAAACAGUUCCUCCUUAAAGUUGUUGAAGAACACAAAAAAAAAUAUAAGUCCUAUAAAAAAUCAGAAUUAAUUUAAGUUUUAAUAUUUCUAGAUGUAUUAAAUAAAUUGAUAUGAAUAAAAAUAUUUCUUUUAAAUAGUAGUUUUAAGUUAAUAUAAUGCAAAAAAUUGGAGAAAAAUAAUACACUAAAAGAAAAAUUGAUACUUGAAUACAUAGAACUUGUUUUUUGCUAUAGGAAGGAAAUUUUUAAUUUUAAAACGUUUCCGCGCCGUCUUCCCAUCAUCCGAUUGUCCCCAAAUUUUUUGUUUAACAUUUUUACAUAAAAGGGAAAAAAUAACCCAUUCUGUAAGCAUAGAAUACAUUUUGAAUUUUAAGGACAGGUCUAAU